Molecule: messenger RNA, 6593 nt
Organism: Alligator sinensis (Chinese alligator)
Lineage: Eukaryota; Metazoa; Chordata; Crocodylia; Alligatoridae
Gene: RNF152
Product: ring finger protein 152
Exons: 4
Coding region: 778-1389 (203 amino acids)
Biological process (GO): protein polyubiquitination; positive regulation of autophagy; negative regulation of TORC1 signaling
Cellular component (GO): lysosome; lysosomal membrane
Molecular function (GO): ubiquitin protein ligase activity
Source: RefSeq, a predicted model, not a curated record
GGGGGGGACUCAGUCUAGGCUGAUCGACCGCUUGGUCUCCAUUCCCCGCUUUGGUCCUCUGGAGCAUUGGGAGCAGCUCCCCCCUCCCAGUGUCUCCAGCCUUAAAAAAAUAAAAAGGAGACUUUUUCGAUGUCAUCAUUUGCCGCUGUGUCUAACCCUUGCUGCAUGCACUUCACUGCAGGCAGAACAAAGCUCUGUCACAAUUGUGCGGCUUCCUGCCUGUCGCCUCCUGCCCGCCCGCCAGUCCCCGCUGGCUCGGGGCACGGCCAUGUGUGAGGACUGCCCGGGACUCCGGCUGGGUGAUGAUGCCUGUGCUUGUGAGGGGAGGUAUGCUGAGCGUCUGAGCCCGUUAGGGGAACAGGAAGAAAAGAAAAAGAAAAAAAAACAAAAAACCUAGUGUGAUGGCAUGAAAGGGGUCCAUCAACAUUCAUGAAGAUGGAAUUAGACCUUAGAUGUGAGAUACGUGGACGUGCUUGAUAGACCUUAGCUGACAGUUUACACGGAAUGGAAUUUAUAGCAUAAUGGUGUGGGAGAGGAAAGCAGCAACUUUGUUAUGCUUUGAUGUUCAUAAGGGUGAAGACAGAAAGAUGGCUUUUGUUACCCAGAUACUGAAAGACACAUCAGAUGCUUACCUACAUGGUGGUUCCUAGCCAUUGCUCUUCACUGGUGAGGUACGCAGACGCAGCAGUGGGAAGAGAGAAACUACACCAGGCUUCAGAUUUUGGACAAUACAGCAAAGUUCUCUAAGAUACUCAGUGUUUCCCCAUAAGGGCUACAAUGGAGACACUGUCCCAGGACUCUCUACUGGAAUGUCAGAUUUGUUUCAAUUACUACAGCCCGCGACGGAGGCCCAAGUUACUGGACUGUAAACAUACCUGCUGCUCUGUUUGCCUUCAGCAGAUGAGGACCAGCCAGAAAGACCUGAGAUGCCCUUGGUGCCGAGGUAUCACUAAGUUGCCACCAGGCUAUUCUGUUUCGCAGCUGCCUGAUGACCCAGAAGUCAUUGCUGUGAUUGCAAUUCCUCAUGCUUCAGAGCACACUCCUGUCUUUAUCAAACUUCCUAGCAAUGGAUGCUACAUGUUGCCCUUGCCCAUCUCCAAGGAGAGAGCACUGUUGCCUGGAGACAUUGGCUGCCGCCUCCUGCCAGGUAACCAGCAGAAGUCUGUCACUGUGGUGACAAUCCCAGCUGAGCAGCAGCCUCUGCAAGGUGGAAUCCCACAGGAAGUUGGAGAAGAGGAACAUGACAGGAGGGGUGUUGUGAAAAGCUCUACCUGGUCGGGGGUUUGCACUGUGAUCUUGGUGGCAUGCGUCUUGGUCUUUCUCCUCGGUAUCGUGCUCCACAACAUGUCUUGCAUUUCCAAGCGCUUCACUGUGAUUUCCUGCGGCUGAAAAGGGGCUGCUCCCAGACUACUCCUGUGCGUUUAUUUAGGGGCUAGGAAGGCAGUGGUGGUGGUGAUGGUGAUGGGACUGAGAGAGAGCAAUGCACUGCAACAUUGACCAAUUACUACAGAAUAGUUGGCACUGGGCAGCCAUUUGAUAGUCGAAAGGCAAUCCUGAAAAGGUGAAACAUGAGACCUCUUUGUUAGAGUACAGAGAAAAUCAUGAGUGGUUUGAUGGUAACAGCACUGAGGAUGAGUGCAUGCGUCACCAUAGUCAUUUAUCAAAGGGACUGUAAUUUAUAAUGAUUUUUAUCAUGUUAUGAGAUUAAAGACGUCUACUUAGCUGGUUAUACUGUAAAAGUAUAUGGUAUGAUCUCUCUCUUUUUCUCUCUCUCUCUCUCUCUCUCUCGCAACAAAGUAGAUUAAAAUCCCAAAUGCUUUAUGUAUAGGUAGAGUGAAACAUGAGAAUUGGUGUAUGACUCAGUAAAGAUUAUUCAGUGCUAGUCCACACACACAUUUUUUUUAAAGGUGGGGGAGGGGCUUGUAAAAAUCAUUUAGUUGAUAAGGCUUUUUAUAUAUUUUCAAUUGCACAUAAUUAAAAUAAGUUAGUUGUACAGUAGUUUUUAAAAGGAAAUGUUUUACAAGCAAUUGUGUUUCAUAUGUAAUAUGUGUUUGUCAUUUGCUUUCCUUUUUUUUGUUUUUCAAUGUAGCAAUGCAAAAUUCCCAAACAUUAUGUUAAAUGGAGAUCCAAGCUGGGAAGCAAUAAAAUGAAGUAGGUGGGAGAUGUAAUAGUGCAGUCAAAAUGUUUCUGUGUAAGCCACAUCACAGAGUAUGGCUGUGAAGUAUAAACAGUGGUCAUGCUGUUUCAUCUCGGGUCUGUCAGCAGGCUCUUGGAAAAUUGACUUUCAUGGGGAUUAGUAGAGAAAUGGCUCACAAGGAGAGCUGGGCAGCCUUCCUGCAAGAACCAGAUUAAAAAAAAAAAGCAGUUUGCUUAGACUUUGGGACCAAUUUUGCCACCUCCUUCAAAGAAGUUGAAUCUGUAUAACAGAGAGCAGCGUGAAUUAUGAAUAUCUUCACUGAGACCUAGCCAACCCAUCAGAGAGUGUGCUGGGUUUACAUAAAGCUUCUAAUUUGAGACAGGCCUCACUUGGAAGGUUUAUACAGGAAGGGCAAAGGGUGGGAUACAGGUACAGAGAGCUGAAGUGAUGUUGCCCAGGGACAUAGACCUGGGAGUGAAACCAAGCCUUGAUCAGGUACUCAGUUGGUCUGUGCUUCUUCCCCCACACCAAUGGAAUCACAUGGGUGUUAAAUCUGAGAGAGCAUAAUUGGGCCCUUUACCUCAUUUCAGAGGUACACAUUUGAAACUGAAGCGGGAAGAAUAUUUUUCCCCCUGUAGGCUGAUAUUCUGACACUCGUGAUAGCAGUUCACAGAUCCUAAAGGAUCAAAAUCUUAUGCCCUUAAGGUGAGUAACACCUGCUGUAAGAAGUCAUAUUCAUUUAUUGCAGAGAAAGUUUAUAUUCCCAGGGAAAGGGCAUAUCAGAAUUCGGCUGAAAUUUUGAAUCUGAGUUUUGGAACUGCAUGUAUGUCAGAAAAAGCUCCAGUAAGGCAGUAAAGUCUAUUGAUUUUCCUUGUUUUUUAUUGCUAGAGCAAAGAAUAGACCAUUACACAGGUAUAACCUCACUGGGGAAGUGACCUCUGGUCUAUGACUAAUAUACUUUUUUAGUAGUUAAUUUGAGAUGCUUCAAGACCAUGUAAUAACACUGGAGAACAUUGUUCCAGCUAUACAGUGCCUAAUUUAGGCCUAUAAGAUAAAUCAAUACUUUUGCAUCAGUGUAACUAAAUAGAGCUUGUUUCAUGAUGAACAUCAUUCUCAUUUGGGCAUACCGUGCAGAGUACAUAUCAUCUUUAGAGUGAGAUUCCUCUUCAGUCCAUAAACAUGCCAGCAUUAUUUUUUCAUAUGUAUUAGCUAAGAAUGGCAUAGAUGUGUCUAACUGUUAAGGUAUUAUAUGUAAAGCUGUGUGUGAAGAUGAAGCUUCUAGUACUAAUUAAGCUAAUUUUAUCUACUGUUAUUUGUGUAGAAAAUACCCCAGAAAAGACCUAUUUGAUGCCUUCGUAAUUCCAUGCAAGGAGAGUGUGCACAGAUUUGUUUAUGUGCCCGAUUGACAAAUGUUUGCCAUGACCAAAUUGAUCAAAGGCAGCCACGUAAGUGGGAUACAGAAGGAUGGCACAGAAAAGCCAAAUGCACGUGGUGUGAAACUGCUAACCUGUAUUGCUGUUAGGGAUUUGCAUUCAUGCUAUGCUUGGUGGUCCAGUCCACUAAGGUCCUAACCUGAUCUGAGGUAGAUCCAGUCAUGCCUCUCCACUGCCUAGCACGCUGUAGUAAUUUAAACUUGUAGCAGAGGAACUAUUGUGUAUACAGAAAGCUGUUGGAUCAGAAGAGCAGCAUUUUUACACCAACUUUGCUGUGCUCCUCAUGAGUGCCUCCAAGAAGCAGGCAGACUAGAGCAGCAAGUCCAGGGAGCCCAACAUGUCCAAUGUUAACAUUUGUUGCAACUAGACAAUGUCUACUUUAAGCUCUUGGCGGAACAGGUUCUCUUCAUUUUUCAAGUAAUGGCUGUCUUAAAAGUUCUACAUUUUUGUUCCUGUAUGCAAAGUGCAGCAUGAAGGACAAAUCAAAAGUUAAGUUAAAAUAGUGUACUGUAUAAUGCACUGCACAACAGGCAAAUAUGGGGUUCAUCUGGUAUUAUUGCCAUAGGUAUCAUAUUAGCAGAAUGCCACAUGGUAUUAUGUAACAGUAAACUGUUUUGCUAGUAUGAGUGUCUUCUACUGUUAGAGCCCGCUGAAAUGCACGUCUGACCUAAUUUCUGAUCUGGACAUUUGCCUGCUGACAGCCCUUGUGUGAGAGCAAUAAGUAAAAUCUCAAGAUUUUUUGUGCGUGUGUGUGUGUUAAAAUUAUAUUUUUUUACUAGGAGUUACAGGCAUGUUUCUUUUUUUUGCUUUAGUCAGUCUACCAAUUUAAAUUUGCAAUUUCCAUAUCAUGUUGGAUCAUACUGCCUUAUGCUGACUUGUGUAGAAAUGAGGUAUGGUAUCUUGUAAUGUACAGUGUUUCAUCAUUUCUUAAGUAGGUUAGUUUUCAUACGUUAAAAAUGCAGUGUGAUCUUUCCUUCAGUCCAGUGUCUGGCAUUCAAAAAUGAUACUAUUGUCUAUAUGGAUCUGAGUUUAAGAAAAUGCCGAUAUAAUUAUUCCUGUGACAAAAAAUGUAAAUCUAUAUAAAACUCCAUGUCUUCACCAAAUUUGUGCCAAAACAAAUCACCUCUGUUUUUCAUCAAUGUUUUGUGAUUACUACCCAGUUCUUAGGAUGAAAACUUUUUUUUGGUGACUUCAGUACUAUUUUAACAAGCGUUAUGUAUACUAAGCAUUUAUAAUACAUUUGCCUGGAGUUAUUAAUGCACCUGUUUUAGAGGACACAUUUCCAUGUAUGAAUGUGUAAUUUACUUGCUUGUUUAGCAGGGAGUCUAGCUUUUAUCUGAAAGAUGUCAGCUUCUGGAUUUUUGGGGGUUUUGGGGGGUUUUUUUUGUUUGUGCUUUCCUGACAAACUGAAUUUAAGAUUUACUUUGUGAAAUUUUUGUUCAGUAAAUUUUAAAAUUCAGAAUAUGCAAUUUUGGUAUGCAGGAUUUUUUUAAAAUGUAAUUAGUGGUUGUUCAUGCAUUAAUGAGCUGUCAAGGACCUCGAAUGUUUUUGUAAAUGUGGAGUAAUCGUUAAGUCCAAAUUUUCAUCUUUAUUAAUGAAGCCCAGUAUGAAUUAAAUAUUAGCAGGAACAGAGUGCAAUCAAGUGAAUUAUGGUCCCUCCAUUUUUUCCAUCCCUGGUGCAGUGACUGAGCCUGCAGCCAAGGCGAUGGGGGGAGACAGAGAUGCUGCCCACCCAUAUGAUGCUGGGGGAGCCUGCAGCCAGGGAGAUGGAAGGAGCCAGGGUUCUUGCUGAUACAGUCCCUGUGGUGUGGAGCCCCUGACUGCUAAGGAGUUGGACAGCCCUACACUAGAUUACUGCGUGACCUGGGCGCACAGCCUGUGCUUUUACCUUGCUUUUGCCUCCACACUCACAAUUAUUGCAGUAAGGUGACUCUACCACCUCAUUGCUGAAUGGCCAAAACAACAACCCAGAAACUUCAUGUGCCUCCAUGAAUUCAAGCCAUGUUUAAGUAAACCACUUUAAGCCGUGCAGGAAACUUCCAUAUUUGUAGUUAAUAAAUUUAGUGGGACCACUGGCUUUAAUGUGUUUCCUCUUGCCAGCCCCAUGGAAUACGUGGCUUGACAUUUUUUAUUUUUAGACUUUUAUGGGGGAAAUGCAUCAUGACAGAUGAGAUCAAACAUCACCCAGGAGGCUACUGGAAGGAUUCAUAUACUGUAAAAUUAAAGGGCUUUGUGCUAGGUCAUUUAGCAAGGUAAGAGCCUAGUGAAGUGCUGCACAUGCAAUUACAGCACAUUAGUGACCUUUACUGUACUCUCUGUUGUUGCUGAGUCCGACAGCUGGGAUUAUUCUUCAGUUCUUUCUUGGUGGCAUUUUAACCUGUUGCAUGCUGAUAAUAAACUAAAGUUCUUCUUUCACACUUCUCAAGUUGAGCAGCCUGGCUGUCAAUUCUCACCUGCUCCUAAGCGUCCCCCUCAAAUAAGUAUUUGGUAGGCCUGUGUGAAGUGGCUAGUAUUCGCUUUGGAUUUGGAUUCAGCUGAUUCGGGGAACAGUGAUCCGAUUCAGUGAUUUGAAUCACUGUCCCGAUUUGAUUCAUCUGACUCUCUGAAUCAGCCAGGCCAGGCCCAUCCUCUGCCCGCUUUCCCAGCCUGGCAACGGCUGCCCCAGCUCCCAGCUCUUUGGGAAAAAAAAGCUCUGACUCACUGGGUACUGUUGGUUGGGGGUAAUCCCUGCUGCCCCCCCGCUGCCCCAUGCUGCAUGGGGAGCUCUGCAAGAGCCCCCUGAUCCCCCCCUUGCUCCCACAGCCACCCCACAGGUGCCCCGCCUGGGCCAGCUCUGGUCCUUUAAGAAAGAAAAAAGAAAACAUGAAAACCCCCCUGGAUUCACCACUCCCACUGGGCAGAGGAUGAUCCCUGCUGCCCCCCAUUGCCCCACACCAUGUGGGGGGCUCUGCAUGAGCCCCCAGAAUCCCGAGGCUGCUGCAGGAGUGGAGAGUCCCGGGGCUUUUCUCCAGGUUUUUUCCUAA